Molecule: messenger RNA, 945 nt
Organism: Linum tenue
Lineage: Eukaryota; Viridiplantae; Streptophyta; Magnoliopsida; Malpighiales; Linaceae
Source: the annotation of a GenBank genome assembly
AUGGCCGCCGUCCGCCAACGCCGCCAGCUCAACCUCCGCCUCCCCGAACUCGCCGCCGACCGCCGCCCUCGCUUCCCGGUCCCCCUCCCUCCCUCCGCCCCCGCCACUUCCUCCUCCUUCCUCUCCUCCGACCUCGAUAAGCUCUCCGUCCUCGGCCACGGCAACGGCGGCACCGUCUACAAGGUCCGCCACCGCCGCACCUCCCAGAUCCACGCCCUCAAGCUCGUCCGCGCCGACUCCGACCCCGCCGCCCGCCGCCAGCUCCUCCGCGAGGUCGAGAUCCUCCGCCGCGCCUCCGACUCCCCCCACAUCGUCCGCUGCCACGGCGUCGCCGAGACGCCCUCCGGCGACAUGACGAUUCUGAUGGAGUACAUGGACCUCGGGACGCUCGAUUCGCUGCUGAAAAGCGAAGGAUCGGAGUUCUUCACCGAAUCGAUCCUCGCCGGAAUCGCCCGCCAGGUGCUCGCCGGGCUCGACUACCUCCACGGCCGGAAAAUCAUCCACCGCGACAUCAAGCCGUCGAACUUACUGGUCAACGCCGCGAUGGAGGUCAAGAUCGCCGACUUCGGGGUCGGGAAAAUCAUGUGCCGGACGCUCGAUGCCUGCAAUUCGUACGUCGGGACGUGCGCCUACAUGAGCCCCGAGCGAUUCGAUCCCGAUUCGUACGGAGGGAACUACGACGGCUACGCCGCCGACGUCUGGAGCUUGGGAUUGACUCUGUUGGAGCUCUUUAUGGGACACUUCCCGUUCUUGCCGCCCGGUCAGAGGCCGAAUUGGUCGAGCUUGAUGUGUGCGAUUUGCUUCGGCGACCCGCCGCCGCUGCCGGAGGGCUCGUCGGAGGAGUUCAGGAGCUUUAUCGAGUGUUGCUUGCAGAAGGAUUCUAGUCGGCGGUGGACGGCGGCGCAGCUGCUGUCGCACCCGUUCGUUUUGAAAGCAGUUGUGUAG